Mobula hypostoma (lesser devil ray) is the source of this 1019-nucleotide messenger RNA. Its product is annotated as apoptosis regulator BAX-like. The record is from RefSeq and is a predicted model, not a curated record. Gene Ontology annotation, molecular function: protein heterodimerization activity; channel activity; protein homodimerization activity. NCBI's taxonomy places the organism in Eukaryota, Metazoa, Chordata, Chondrichthyes, Myliobatiformes, Myliobatidae. The transcript has 6 exons. Gene Ontology annotation, cellular component: mitochondrial outer membrane. The coding region runs from base 60 to 710 and encodes 216 amino acids. Gene Ontology annotation, biological process: positive regulation of apoptotic process; mitochondrial fusion; intrinsic apoptotic signaling pathway in response to DNA damage.
CAACCCUGGGAGCGCCGGGCUGCAGGGCUGCAGAGCUUCGGGUGGCGGCUGUGUGCGCGAUGGCGGAAGUUGGCGCCGGUGAUUGUGGCUGCGGUGAUGCCGAGAGUCAGAAACAGAGACCGAGUGGCAGGACCACGCCCGGGCGGGUGGCAAUGGAUCAAAUUAGUGAGCAAAUUAUGCAUACAGGGAAAACACUUUUACGUGAAUUCAUCGUGGAUCGAGCAAAUAGAGGAGUUGAUGGUUGUGAGCUGCAUUUAACUGCAGCUGAGCUUGGUGGUCGAGAAGAGGAACUGCAUAAUCCUGAUGUGAAACGCCUUGCCGUCUGCCUGAGACAGAUUGGGGACGAGCUUGAUGGCAACAGAGAAUUGCAAAGGAUGAUCGAUGGUAUUAGUGCCAAGUGUCCAAAGGAGACAUUUAUCAAAGUAGCCAAGGAACAGUUUGCUGAUGGAGUCAUCAACUGGGGGAGAGUGGUGACACUCUUUUACUUUGCCUGCAAACUUGUUGUGAAGGCCCUGUGCCAGAAGAUUCCAGACAUGAUCCAGACUAUAAUCAGUUGGACUAUGGAAUACAUCCAGGAGCACAUUCUACGUUGGAUUCGUGACCUUGGGGGUUGGGAAGCGCUGCUGGGCACCCCCACCUGGCAAGCUGCUGCCAUCUUUGGCCUGGGAGUCCUCACCACUUUGGCUGUGGUACGAUGGAAAUCUUCCUAAAGCAGCGUGUGGAGUCCAGGGGAGUAGUAGAGGAAAAUGUGCUGGCAUGACUGCACACUGCUCAAUGACCUCAAGCUGCCAUGGAUCGCCUGCCGGGCAGAUUCCAGAAAAUUAGACUUGUUUCUUGUCACCAGAUGAGGAAGUGCUCCUCUUUUUUUUUUGUCUUAAGGAAACCCUGUGACAAAGCUCCAUGUGUUUUCUCCAAGUUCCAACCCACUGUUGAGCAAGCAUUUUUUUUAGUGCGGGCUAAUAGGUAUUCUAUCAGUAUUGUGAGAAUCUAAACUGCACUUGCUUUAGCUGGGGUGGGUG